Acanthosepion pharaonis is the source of this 663-nucleotide messenger RNA. The record is from the annotation of a GenBank genome assembly. Lineage: Eukaryota; Metazoa; Mollusca; Cephalopoda; Sepiida; Sepiidae.
AUGUACAGGUCGCCUGUGUCGACGUGUUCUGAAUGUUUGAUCUAUAACAUCGGAAACAUAUAUCUAUCUAUCUAUCUAUCUAUCUAUCUAUCUAUCUAUCUAUCUAUCUAUCUAUCUGUCAUGUUUGAUCCGGCAUUAUGGAAAGUUGGGAUCGGCCAGGAACAUUUGCAUAUAAGAGGGAAGAAGCAGCGAGAUGUUAAAAUAUCGAAAAUAAUUCUUCAUCCUUCGUUUGCAUUGUUGGAUGAUGUUGAACCCGUGGGAGACAUGAAUUCCACGGCACUGAACAAUCGAUUCGACAUUGCCUUGGAUAUUGAACAAUCACUCACUUGUGGAAUGGCUGGAUGGGGCAUUGAUAAAAUUGGAAGCUAUGGACCUUUUUUGAGAGCCAUACAAGGAAAUAUUAUUUCUAGAGAAAACUGUUCACAAGUUUAUAAUAUAAGCUUUGAAGAAAAUAUUUUGUGCUUUGGAAAUGGUUACCCUGGGCCCUGCAAGGGUGAUUCUGGCAGUCCAGUCACAUGUGAAAAAAAUGGACAAUAUUACAUCAUUGGAAUUGUGUCCUGGGGUGUUGAACAGUGUGGCCUUGAGGGAUAUCCCACCAUCUUAACUCGCAUAGGAUCCUAUCUUGAUUGGAUACAGCAAACAAUGAAUGGUAAAGAAGAAUGA